CAAAGAGCAACUUAGACCACGCCAUCUUGUUCAUACAGUACGUCACAAAAGCCACCGCUGACAGUUUAUGCGCUGACGAGCAAAACAUCCAAGAUGGCGGCGAAACGUCGAAUUUCUCAAAAACGAAUAAUAACCGCGCGAAAACACCUACAGCAAGCGUAUUUUUUGUUUUUAUAUCUAAAUAUGAGUCUUGGUUGUAUUUAGCUUGCAGUUCCCCUUUAAAGACAUGCAAGACAUGCUUUUAAAUUUCCAAAAGUAUCAUUGGCUCAAUCUAUAUAACAAAAGGCACAACAUAACACCAAGAUUAUUGUUUUUGUAUUGUUUUCUGAUAGCUGAAUUUAUCCAAACAUCAUCAAGAAAAAAUAUUUUAAUUUUUUUUUAAACUCUUAUUAACUACUGUAAUUGGGACUACAGGUUUUAUGGACCCCUUUCUUAUAACCUUGGGCAAAUAUAUUUAAAUACAAUUUAAACGUAUGGUACAAUUACUGUAGAGAUUACCGCUGACCACUCUCGUUCCCAGGACUAUGGGACGGGUGGAAAAAACAAGAUGGCGGACUAAAGUUGACUUCACGAACUAUACACCGCUUCACUGGGUGUAAUCCACCGGUUUUUACCCAUUUAUAGUCAACGACUUUAACAUCUUUGUCAAUAAAUCGAGUUGUCAUCGAGGAGUAUUCAUCUUCAUGUUGAAGUCGUUGGCUCACUAGUGAUCUCCCAGCACCACAGCUACAGACAGCCAUGGUCAUAGUCCGGUGCUCCGUCCCAAACUGCGAGUUUGCCACCGACGACGUUUCUGAAGCCCUGGCUAUUACCCUUCUUACGAAUCACGGACUCGCCCACCAGAUUACACCGCCUCCCGUCGCAAGACCUACCCCAGCGCCUGCUCCCCGUGGCCCUAAACUUGAGCGCCCAAAAGUGGACAUUGGCGCAUCCACCGAAGGAUGGAAUGUCUUCACUCGCCGCUGGCAAGUUUUUCGCACUGGAUCUGGCAUCGAUGACGACUCAGCGCCUUCCCAAUUAUUCCAGUGCGCAGGUACUAAGCUCGGCGACAGUUUGUUGAAAGCAAACCCGGCUGCCGCCUCAAGCCUCUUGCAAGACCUCCUAGCUGCUAUGCGAUCCCUCGCCGUCAUCCCAGUCGCAACGGGUGUCCUACGCGCCGAGCUGCUGCAGAUCCGCCAAGAACGCGACGAGCCGUUCCGCGCAUUCUCUGCACGGGUGUGCGGUAAGGCCGAGACAUGCGAGUUCGAGGCAGGGUGCGAGUGCGGAAGAAACCUCGACUACACUGACCACAUCAUUCGCGAUGUCCUGCUAAACGGCAUCAACGACCCAGACACCCGCCGGGAGGUACUGGGUACCAAGAACAUCCUUAAAACCCCCGUUAAUGACGUCAUCGCACUGGUCGAAGGUAAAGAGAUGGCUCGAAACGCGCUACCAUCGUCGUCCUUGUCCGCCAUCUCGUCUUUCCGAAGGCAGCAAAAAAAACCCCUCAGACAACCCCCCAGCAGCCCCUUCGCAACCUGACAGGGCCAGGCAGGCUGCCUGCUCGGAUUGCCGCGCUCUGUUCCACGUAUUUUCGGAAGGGACCAGGGGCUGGAACAGCAAGCCACACCAGACGUGCAUCACGUGCCACCGAUCCCGCCGUCGCCGCCACCGGCCACAACAACCACCCCAUGCCUGCAGUCCAGACAGUGGAGUCAGAGCCGAUAUCUCAAAUUGCAGCGCUCCACGACAAAGAAGCCAACGCUCCCCCACAACACACGCCCACCACCCAUGGCACUGUGCACAAGCCUACCGCUGUCACGCUUGAUCACCAUGUCUUCACCAAAGGCGAGUGGAAACGAGCACGCCUCCGCGCACACCCAACCAUCCCGAUCACCGUGUCGCUCGAUAAGCAAACCACAACCAGACAUAGCCACUCUGCACGCAAUUUGUCUCUCCAAGCUGAGGCCUCGGCCAUAGCGGACACUGGCGCACAAUCUGACCUGUGGUCUCUCGCAGAAUUCCUGGCAUGUGGCUUCUCGCUGGAGGACCACUUCCCGGUAGGCCUUGACCUCACCGCCGCCAACUGCUCGCCAAUCGCCAUCGAUGGCGCGUUCUUCUCCCGACUGUCGACGAUCACUCGUGACGGUGAAGCAGUGUCUUGCCGCUCAAUGGUAUACGUAAGCAGCAGCGUCCAAGCCAUGUACUUAUCGUACGAGUCCAUGCUUAACCUGGGCAUCUUAUCACAUGGCUUUCCCUCCGCCGAGUCCCUGAAGAACCCAAGCGACGAGCACACCGAUGACUCAGCCACCCCGCACAUACCCCUGUCAGUCAACUCCACGCGAGCAGUCAACGAGGGCUGCAGCCAACCCGACAACACAGCGGG
Nematostella vectensis (starlet sea anemone) is the source of this 2365-nucleotide messenger RNA. RefSeq lists its product as uncharacterized. The transcript is spliced from 2 exons. NCBI's taxonomy places the organism in Eukaryota, Metazoa, Cnidaria, Anthozoa, Actiniaria, Edwardsiidae. Bases 739 to 1521 code for a protein of 260 amino acids. The record is from RefSeq and is a predicted model, not a curated record.